AUGGUACAGGGAGUCAUACCCAAGAACUACCAGCAGUUCCUGGCCUUGGUAUUUGCAGUCACAGAGGUCAACAAGGACCUGGUUCUCCUCCCCAACGUCACACUUGGCUUCCGCAUCUACGACAAUAGCCAGAUUGAGAGGAGGAUCUCCUUGAACAGCCUCUCUCUGCUCUCCACACGAGGCCGAAUGGUUCCAGGUUAUAAAUGUGACAGGCAGGACACCCUGCUGUCCGUCAUCGGUGGGUCUGACUCCAAAUCCUCAAGGCAGAUGGCCCCCAUCUUCACCAUCCUGAAGGUCCCACAGGAACUUCCUCAGUAUGUGGGUUUAGUCCAGCUGCUCCUGCACUUCCAGUGGAACUGGGUUGGGCUCCUGGCCCCCAAAGACGACAGAGGAGCAGGUUUCAUCUCCUCCCUGGUGCCAAUGCUCAAGGCGAAGGAGAUCUGCCUGGCCUUCAGUGAAAUCCCUGAAGAGGGAGGGGGAGAAUGUACAGGGAAGGAGAAUGUCCAGAAUCUGCCAGCUUCCGUUUUUGAAAAGAGCAUGACGGGUGGAAGUUACAACAUCUACAAUGCCGUUUACUCUGUGGCACACGCACUACAGGCAAUGCAUGAAUCAGGAGCCCGACCAGCUUUGUUGAGGCUUGGAAAGAAGAUCUCCAAUGUCCACUCGUGGCAGAUUCUUCCAUAUUUGAUGAAUGUCCGGUUCAAUGAUAGUGCUGGAAAUGAAGUCUCAUACUCAGAAAACGGACUGGGAUCUGCUCGUUAUGAUCUUCUGAACUGGGUUUUCCUCCUCAAUCAAACUUUCAUCCCUGUGACAGUUGGGCAAAUAGAUCCUGGGGCUCCCCCAGGCCAGGAUUUCACCAUUAACCCAGAUGCAGUCAUCUGGGCCACAAAGAAGGUGCCCUUUGCCAGGUGUGGCAUGAAGAGGUGCCAUGCGGGGGAGAGGAGAAGCGUUCCAGAGGGCGAGCAGGUCUGCUGCUACCAAUGUGACCCUUGUCCAGAAGGGACCAUAUCUGAUCUGACAGAUGCAGCUCGCUGUGACCCCUGCCCAGAAGACCAGUACCCUAACAAGGGCAAAGAUCACUGCAUGGCCAAGAAGAUCCACUUCCUUUCCUAUCAAGAAACCCUGGGAUAUGCUUUAGCUUCUCUCGCUCUUUCUCUCUCUGUGAUCACGUUGGCAGUCCUGGCGAUUUUCCUUAAACAUCGUGACACACCGAUUGUCAGAGCAAACAACAGAGAUCUCACCUACAUCCUCCUGGUCUCCCUCCUGCUCUGCUUCCUCUGCUCCUUCUUCUUCAUUGGUCAACCUGGGAAGCUCACCUGUCUCUUCCGACAAACUGCCUUUGCCAUUCUCUUUUCCAUUGCUGUUUCUUCUGUGUUGGCAAAAACUGUCAUGGUGGUUCUGGCCUUCAUGGCCACCAAGCCAGGGAACAGGAGCAGGAAAUUCUUAGGAAAGCCACUGACCAACUCCAUUGUCAUAGCCUGCCCCCUGGUUCAAGCAGUUCUUUGUGCCACUUGGCUGGUAAUCUCUCCCCCGGUUCCCCACUUGGACUUCUACUCCUUGAUAGGAGAGAUAAUCUUAGAAUGUAAGGAAGGCUCAGCUUCAAUGUUUUAUGCUGUCCUUGCUUACCUGGGUUUCCUGGCCCUCCUCAGUUUCACAGUGGCCUUUCUGGCUAGGAAAUUGCCUGACAGCUUUAAUGAAGCCAAGUUCAUUACUUUUAGCAUGCUCGUCUUUUGCAGUGUUUGGAUCACCUUCCUCCCCACCUACCUGAGCAGCAAAGGGAAGUCUAUGGUAGCUGUGGAGAUCUUCUCCAUUUUGGGCUCUGGAGCUGGCCUCUUGGUUUGUAUCUUUUUCCCCAAGUGCUACAUUAUCCUAUUGAGGCCCAAUCUGAAUUGCAGAGAAAAUAUAGUGAGGAACAAAAAAAUCUGA
This is a messenger RNA of Candoia aspera, 1926 nucleotides long. Its product is annotated as vomeronasal type-2 receptor 26-like. The transcript is spliced from 7 exons. Lineage: Eukaryota; Metazoa; Chordata; Lepidosauria; Squamata; Candoiidae. The record is from RefSeq and is a predicted model, not a curated record. Gene Ontology annotation, molecular function: G protein-coupled receptor activity. Gene Ontology annotation, cellular component: plasma membrane. Bases 1 to 1926 code for a protein of 641 amino acids. Gene Ontology annotation, biological process: G protein-coupled receptor signaling pathway.